Messenger RNA from Mizuhopecten yessoensis (Yesso scallop), 792 nucleotides. Its product is annotated as 60S ribosomal protein L8-like. The record is from RefSeq and is a predicted model, not a curated record. Gene Ontology annotation, cellular component: ribonucleoprotein complex. Bases 1 to 792 code for a protein of 263 amino acids. The transcript has a single exon. NCBI's taxonomy places the organism in Eukaryota, Metazoa, Mollusca, Bivalvia, Pectinida, Pectinidae. Gene Ontology annotation, biological process: ribosome biogenesis.
AUGCCAAGAGUUCAAAAGCAAAAGACUAAAAAGGUCGCUCCAGCCCCACUCCCAUUCAAGAAGGCUUCCACUAAGGCCCCAAAGAACCCACUUACCGAAAAGACCCCAAGAAACUUCGGUAUUGGUCAAGAUGUUCUCCCAAAGAGAGACCUUUCUCGUUUCGUUAAAUGGCCAGAAUACAUCCGUCUUCAACGCCAAAAGGUUGUUCUCCAACAACGUCUUAAGGUUCCACCAGCUAUUAACCAAUUCAACCACGUUUUAGAUAAGAACACUGCUACUCAAGUUUUCAAGCUUCUUAACAAGUACAGACCAGAAACCAAGAAGGAAAAGAAGGAACGUCUUGCUGCCAUCGCCAGCUCUGCUGCUGAAGGUAACAAGGUCGACCAAGGUAAGAAGCCAGUCGUUGUUAAGUACGGUAUUAACCACAUCACCGCUUUAGUUGAAGCUAAGAAGGCUAAGCUUGUUGUUAUUGCUGAUGAUGUUGACCCAAUCGAAAUUGUUCUCUGGCUCCCAGCUCUCUGUAAGAAGAUGGGUGUUCCAUACUGUAUUGUUAAGGGUAAGGCUAGACUCGGUACUGUUGUCCACAAGAAGACUGCUACCGCUCUUGCCAUUACUGACGUUAAGGCCGAAGACAACUCUCAACUCUCUUCCCUUGUUAACACUAUCAAGGCCGGUUUCAUGGCUAAGGCUGAUGAAGAACACAAGCACUGGGGUGGUGGUAUCAUGGGUGCCAAGACCAUUAACAUGUUAGCUAAGAGAGAAGCUGCUCGUGCUAAGGAACUUAAAGCUUAA